UGUGUAAAUAAAAGUAGUUCCGAAAUAUCACAACACUAUUUCUAUGACUAUCCUUAUUAAGAAAUCACUAAACAUGACGAAACUUGUUUACACAGAAGCACCCAAGCAAGAGAACAGCUGAUCGACAGGAUCGCCAGACUCAAACGUGACUGAAAACGGGGAUUUAAACUAACUUAUCUUCGUGCACUGCCAUAAUGAAUGCAUGUCGUUCGCAGGGAAACAUCAUCUUGGAUUGGAAACCCUCGUUGAUGGCGAAUCCUCUAUAAAAGAAAUAAAAUGCGCUGCAGUAAUGCAUAUCCAUUCAAGACGAAUCAGCGGCAAGAUCUAAUCAUAAAAAAACCAUUUUUCAAGUAACACUAAACUAUGUGGAUUUUCACACGCCACAUUCUUGCGGCUAUCACUGUUUUGGGAAUAACAGUGUCUUGUGUUGCUUCUUCAAUUGACGAGGUUCCUGCAAAUAUCAUGAUGUCAAACUUCCCUUACGGCAGAGGAGUGGACAAUGAUCUCCAGUUUGGAAGGAUACUUUUGCUACCUCAACGAAGUUGUCAUCUGAAACGUAACUCCGAGUUAAUUAACUCCUUACUAGGUUUACCAAAGAAUAUGAACAAUGCCGGAAAGAAAAAAUAAUAAAUAUCUUAUUUGUUUGUAAAGAUAAAGUAAAUAACAAAUCAUGCUUGUUUUGUUUUCAAUGUAAAAAUGGCACGAAAUGUCACAUCGCACGUUUCCGGUUCAUAAAAUAAAUCAAUCUCCAAU
Molecule: messenger RNA, 753 nt
Organism: Belonocnema kinseyi
Lineage: Eukaryota; Metazoa; Arthropoda; Insecta; Hymenoptera; Cynipidae
Gene: Pdf
Product: pigment-dispersing hormone peptides
Exons: 4
Coding region: 364-627 (87 amino acids)
Biological process (GO): response to light stimulus
Cellular component (GO): extracellular region
Molecular function (GO): hormone activity
Source: RefSeq, a predicted model, not a curated record